Mycena indigotica is the source of this 894-nucleotide messenger RNA. RefSeq lists its product as uncharacterized. Bases 1 to 894 code for a protein of 297 amino acids. Lineage: Eukaryota; Fungi; Basidiomycota; Agaricomycetes; Agaricales; Mycenaceae. The transcript has 5 exons. The record is from RefSeq and is a predicted model, not a curated record.
AUGCGCGUGCCGCGGCCCUGGUCCCACUCGACCAUGAAGCUCUGCCCUCCGUUGCUUCUUGCGGCAGCCCCGACGUUGAACGUCCUGGCGACGGAAGUAACGCUCUGGCAAUUUGGCGCCGGCGGCGUGGUCGGCACCGCGAUUACGACCUAUCCUCUAGUGCCUCUGGGGACGGCUCCCGGUGCAGCGGCGACAACAUACCUCUACCAGGCUAUCAACCAGGCCACUAUCAUCACGAAGUUGAGGGGGAAUACGAAGACUACGGUCUCUACGACCACAGCUCCACGCACUAUUGUUGCGUCUGCGUCCGGCUGGAUUGAGCAUGUCCCGCCGAAUCGGGAUAUCGCCUGUGCUUUCGUGGAUGCGACACAUGGGGAAUGUUAUGACCGAAAGGUGUUCAUCGUCUCGACGCCGCCAAGCGAUGCUCCUUCGGCAAACCGCACCUUGACAUCGACCAUCCCGAACCAAACCCCCACAUCGUCUACCCCUGCGCUCCCACCACCGACUCACGGCAAAGCCCAGACGGCGAAAGUUAUCGGGGGCGUCAUCGGGGGUGUCCUACUGUUGACGGUUCUAAUAUGCGUCGCCUUGCUAGUUCGCCGUCGACUCUGCCGACAACGCAACCCCCAUGUCGAACGCUCAACAAAACCUUGGCCAUUCCUCAUCGAUGACCCCGCACAUCCCCAUGUGCUCCGCCCAUCAGAUGCCAUCCCGUUAGAUCUUCCCUCAGACCUGCCCUAUAGCACUGACAUCACGGCCCCGUCUCCCUCGCCCAAGACACGUAAACGCAUGAUGUAUUUGACGUCGACGCAGCCGCGAGGCUCAUCCGACUCCCCGGAAAGUGUAGCGCCGCCCAUGUACUCGGAGAAUGUUCCGCCUGAAAAAGCACCGUAG